AUGACUACUGAAGAACCUCCUAAAACUACUCCCAUAAACCGUAACCCAAAGGACCCUUCUAGUCCUUACUUUCUUAACCACAAUGAUGGUCCAGCAACACUACUCACCACCCAUCCCCUUACUGCUGAAAACUACCACUCCUGGGCACGCACAGUAUGUCGCACAUUGAGAAUUAAAAAGAAAUUGGGUUUCAUUGAUGGUACUCUUCUUGAACCCCCUUCCAUCGAUGCCUUGUUAGAACCAUGGCUUGAAUGUAAUGAUAUAAUUAUAACUUGGCUCCAAAAUGCAAUGUCCCUUGAAAUCAAAAACAGUGUUGUUUAUGUUGGCACUGCCCAUGAUUUGUGGACUGAACUCGAGCAACAUUUUGCCCAAAACAAUGGGCCACGCAUCUAUGAAUUAAAACAAUCCAUCCACAACCUUACUCAAGGUGAUGAUUCUGUCAGCCUUUACUUCUCCAAACUGAAAGGUUUGUUGGAUGAACUUCUUAAUUUUGAGUUUAUUCCUUCAUGCUUAUGCGGUGCCAUGAAACUUGUUCUUGAGAAUCAACAACGAGAUUGGAUGAUGAAAUUUCUUAUGGGCCUCAAUGUUUCAUUCAGCAACAUCAAAGCUCAGAUUAUUCUUCUCAAACCCAUCCCAUCCUUGAGUGAAGUUUAUGGUCUCGUUCAACAAGAAGAGAAGCGUAAGCAGAUCUCCUUCCCUCCUACUCUCCAUGACACAUUUUAG
This is a messenger RNA of Carya illinoinensis, 723 nucleotides long. RefSeq lists its product as uncharacterized. The coding region runs from base 1 to 723 and encodes 240 amino acids. The record is from RefSeq and is a predicted model, not a curated record. NCBI's taxonomy places the organism in Eukaryota, Viridiplantae, Streptophyta, Magnoliopsida, Fagales, Juglandaceae. The transcript has a single exon.